Molecule: messenger RNA, 2075 nt
Organism: Durusdinium trenchii
Lineage: Eukaryota; Dinophyceae; Suessiales; Symbiodiniaceae
Source: the annotation of a GenBank genome assembly
GCAGGAGAAAGCUCAAGUGGAGGAGGCCAGAUACAAACUCAGCGACAAAGCAUCACUGGCGGCAUUUCUGCAAGAUGCUGACAUCCGCCUGAUCCGGGCGCCGUACUUGUUCCACCUUCGCAGACACAAUAUUCCUCUUCCUAGACGGCAGGAAGCUGAAGGCGAAGUGUGCGAAAAGGACUCGGUGCAAAUGUCAGCACUGGUAACCCACAGUGAAGUCCGUAAGUGGGCUGCCGGCAGCAAGGAUGCGAUCAUAUGUUCGGUCUCCCAUGCUUGGGAGACCCGCGAACAUCCCGAUCCCUGCUGUUUUCAGCUUGGGCAUCUUGUAGAUACGAUCUCAUUGUAUGAGGCCGCAUACUAUUCUGAGAUCUGGGUGUUCUACGACUACACCUCACUUUACCAGUUCGAGCGGGAAACGGAUGCACAAAGAGAGAGCUUCGCACGUGCCAUGGGAAACAUGCAUGUCAUGUAUGCUCAUGACUGCAGCUUGACCUUGCGCAUCGAAGGCUUGACUCCACCACAUAUUUGGAAUGCGAUGCUGAAAGAUGAGAGCAGAAAGGUUCCCGUAUAUCACAUGCCAAGUGGUUCGCUCCAAGCCUUACCGCUCAAAGAGUUGAUGCACAAUCGCACACCAUAUCUUCAGCGGGGAUGGUGCUUAGCGGAGGUGCAGUGGUCUGCGGUACGUGGCACCACUGCGCAGAACCAAUGCAUCUAUGGUUUCUACGACGAGAGCAGUUCGGGCCAGGUGCCGUUGACCCCUGAAGCCUUUGCUGAGCAGAUGCGAACAUCGGCCUUCACCCACCGCAAUGAUGCAGAAACGGUUGUUGAACUGCAGAAGAAGGUCUUCUUUGAAAGGGUCACAUGUUGCAAGGAGGUGUUCUUUGAGAACUUGCUAGAAGAGGACCUGGAGAAGUUGGUGGAGUCUUUAGAGCACUACAAGGAUCUCCGGUCCUUCAAGCUUAAAAACUGGGAAGGUACUCCCGAGCUGGUGGCUUCGCUGGUGCAGGUGCUGGGUGCUUCAACUUGCCUCGAAGAGCUUUGCAUCAUGCAUGGCGACAACUAUAGGGGCGGGGAAGAGAAUCAAGGGACUGGAAAUUGCCUGGCGAAGGCCUUGGGUGAGGUGCUCCGGCACAACUGCACCUUGAAGAAGAUCACUCUAGGGUUUAAUGGCAUAGAGACCGAGGGCUGCAAGGCGCUGCUGGCCGGGCUUCGUCGUAACAAAAUCAUCACUGAGAUCAACAUUCGUUAUGAGAUUGAUGCAGAUCCGGAGGUGCUAGUCAAAGUUGAGAAGAUCGUGGCGGCCAACCAAGCCGGAGUGGUGCAGAAUGCCUUCAAGCGCUUCUGGAAUGUCUUCUUCAAGGCCAGAACUGCAGAGACAGAGAAUGACGGGCCCAAGAAGGCAUCAGCAGAGACAGAGAAUGACGGGCCCAAGAAGGCAUCAGCCUUUCCAUCUGAGCCUCGCAUCAAGGUGAGUCCAUUUCUGAGUGGGAAAAGGCCUUCUGCUAAAAAUGUUGCACAAGAACUUGCCCCUUCUCGCCCUAUGCCCUGUAAAGCGCAGCCAGAAUGAAUGAAAAAUACUCCAAUCACACUGCCCAGUCACACUCUUCACCCCAACUACGGUAAAGGAAACCGUCAGUUUUCCAGGAGUCGCCCCUCACGAAGGAUUCUCAUUGAUCGAUGCGAGAGCUGCGUUGGCGUGACGUUGCUUUCGCAACCUUUUGCCAUUGUCCAAAUGUGAUCGAUAAGGCCCUGCGAUAGAAGGAGGUUUGUGUCAGAUUUGUGUGGAUUAAAUAGCGCAGAAACGUAACACGUUCAAGUGUGGAGGGCGAUUUCGCUGCGCAAGCGCAGCGUCUCGUGAGAUCAGCAUUUUGAGCCGCUGUGCCAUUGGGAUUUGCUCUUCAAGCGCUUGCUUUGCAGACAGGUCUCAGGCAAAACUUGUGAUUGUUUGAGGGAGCGGGGUCGAGCAGCAACAGGCCGAAAUCAAUCCAAAGGUGUGGCGCGGUGUAAAUUUUGUUAGACGCGGGAAGGCGCGGCAAGUGCGGGAAGCAUGCGUGUGUAAACGCGGCGUGUCGCUG